AAAACCAUGUUGAGCAAAUUGUCGGCAGUGAAAAAUUUGCUUGUUUGUUGGUUGACGCCGUUUAUUUGGUCACCGUUGUUGAUGAUGGGCAAGGAAGCCCAGUGUGGUUAUGUGGUGGCUGUGAUGAUCACCUAUUGGUUUACCGAAGUUAUUCCGAUGGCCAUCACAUCGGUGAUACCGGUCGUUUUGUUUCCUUUGUUGCAGAUUAUAUCGACCGACGAAGUGGCCAAAUCCUAUUUCAAUGGCACCGUAAUGGUCUUUUUGGGGAGUAUGAUCGCGGCGUCGGCUGUUUCCAAAUCAAACCUUCACGAACGAAUAGCCUUGAAAGUGAUCAUCUUGACUGGAACUUCACCCAGAAGAUUAUUCCUUGGAUUUAUGGCCACCACUGCCUUUCUUUCGAUGUGGAUAAGCAAUAUGGCUACAGUGGCCAUGAUGUUGCCCAUUGCAAAUGCAGCACUCGACCAAUUGACCAGACGUCAAUCGGUCUCGGUGAUGACAACAGAUGCAGUAUUAGUCAAUAUUGGUGACCGUGUCCGGACCAAUUCGAUACGAACCCGAUCAACGAUCAAGACAAGCACUUUUUCAGUGUUGCGGAAAAAACAAUCAAAACGAUUGCGCAAAGGUAUCCUGUUGGGAAUCUGUUAUGCGGCAAAUAUUGGCGGCACCGGAACAUUGACUGGUACGUCCACUAAUCUGGUUCUGAAUGAAUUCCUGAAAGACGAUCCGAUUUCCUUUUCCGACUGGUUUUUCUUCAAUGUUCCCGGAUUGGUUUUGUUGGUGAUGGUUACAUGGUUUUUUCUGACUUGUUACUUUGUUCGCGGCAAUGGCAAACGUGGUGCCAAAUCGAAAUUGGAAUCCGAACAUAACGAAAAGCAAGUGAUGGAAGCGUUGCGUCAGCAAUACGAUCGUCUGGGCCCUAUCCGAUUCAACGAAAUGGCCGUGCUGGCGUUGUUUGGCUUGCUGUUUUCGCUGUGGUUUUUUCGGGCACCGGAUUUUAUGUACGGCUGGACAACGUUGUUUGGCGAUGAAAGCCAUUUUAUCAAAGAUGCAGUGCCCACCAUGUUUGUUGUGUUGCUUUUUUUCAUGAUACCGGCCGAUCCAAGCAAUUUGGCCAAUUCGCCAAUGUUGCUUGACUGGAAAAGCACUCGCGAAAAGGUAUCCUGGUCGGUAAUGUUGCUGAUGGGCGGUGGUUUUGCCAUGGCCAAAGGAUGCGAACUAUCCGGUCUGUCGGUGGUAGUGGGCAAUAGUCUACAGGUGUUGCAACAGUUUCCUCCGUUUGUCAUUACUUUGAUAUUGUGUUCGGUGAGUAUGACGCUGACCGAGUUGGUGUCGAAUGCUGCUGCAAUCAAUAUAAUGCUGCCUGUGAUUCAACAAAUGUCGCAGUCGAUGCAGAUGGACAUGAAUCCAUUGUCGGUGAUGUUGCCGGUGACUGUAAGCUGUUCGUAUGCGUUCAUGAUGCCCUUCUCGUCCGGAACGAAUGCCAUCAUAUUCGAAGCGGGCAAAAUGAAAAGCAGAGAUAUGUUGAUUCCGGGAUUCUUUCUCAAAAUAAUGUGCGUGUUUAUAUUGUUGGCCAUCAACAAUGUCUGGGGACCGGUUAUAUUCGAACUGAAAACAAACGCAACAAUGCUGAGCAACGUCAAUCAAACAACCGCUGCACUUGAUUAGAUUAAAAUUUAUUUUAUUCAAUAAAUUUGUGUUAUAUGCUAUAAAUCACAAUAAAUAUAUCAUCAUCUCAUAAAUAAUCAA
Messenger RNA from Dermatophagoides pteronyssinus (European house dust mite), 1746 nucleotides. RefSeq names its product Na(+)/citrate cotransporter-like. Gene Ontology annotation, molecular function: succinate transmembrane transporter activity; citrate transmembrane transporter activity. The record is from RefSeq and is a predicted model, not a curated record. Lineage: Eukaryota; Metazoa; Arthropoda; Arachnida; Sarcoptiformes; Pyroglyphidae. Gene Ontology annotation, cellular component: plasma membrane. Gene Ontology annotation, biological process: transmembrane transport; citrate transport; succinate transport.